Branchiostoma floridae (Florida lancelet) is the source of this 2545-nucleotide messenger RNA. RefSeq lists its product as uncharacterized. The record is from RefSeq and is a predicted model, not a curated record. The transcript is spliced from 5 exons. Bases 454 to 1086 code for a protein of 210 amino acids. Lineage: Eukaryota; Metazoa; Chordata; Leptocardii; Amphioxiformes; Branchiostomatidae.
GCAGUGAUGAUGCACAUCCUUUCGCUGGAAGAAACAAUCGACGUCGAUCUCAAACCAAUACGGCGAAGAAUAUAAGAGCAAAACUCCACAAUUUUCUCUCAGAAUGUCUUCAGUAAAGUGAAAUCUUUGCCUGUUGCCAUGUUUGUUUAUUUUGUCGUCUGAUGCGCUCAGGUGAGAAACCGUGCUGAGUGGAUCGGUGAACCGGUAAGACCGGCCCGACAGGAGCCACCCUGCCGUGACGUACUGAACAACAUGGCGGAUUGCAGGCGGAAAGAAACGUAGCAGCGAUGUUCCGGCUAAAAUUCUAACGUUAAACCUCCUCUUUCGACGAGUUUUGUCCAGAAAAAGAUUACCGGGAAGCAUCUAUACAACGUUGUAAGCUUAUAGGCUGGGUACGAAUCAAGGGAGAAGACAUUUUAUCAUCAGAAAGAGACAAAAUCACAAAGCAGCGCCAUGGAGCGAGUGAUACUGGAUGUGCAGGGCAGGUGUCCCGACCACUUCCACAGCGGACGGCUGAUGCAGGGUUGGCGGUGCCCCCAACCCAACCAGCCGAGCAACUUCACCCGCUGCUGCCUGAAGGCCCCGGACACACUCAGGUGUUGCGAGAACGCGGGAGGCCCCUUAGGCCCCGGGGGCAAGGGGCUACGAGAGGAGGAAUAUCCCAUGGUAAUGCUCAGCACCAUCGUCGCCAUCUUCAUGGGGAUCGGCAUCUUUAUCGUCAUUAUGAAGAAAUUCUACCGCGACCGCCUCAAGCUGACCCGGAGGCUCUCCGCACCUAGACGUGAGUUCAUCAUUUUGCGCUCUGUGCCAAGAAGAUACGAUGAUGACUCCGACACAGAUGUGUCCCCACCAGGAAGUGACGUCGAGACCGGAUACGGCAAUGCUUACGCCUCCCAUGCCCGACCGCCACCGCCCUAUGCGGCUUCUACCGGAAAUGACAGAAGAGCGGAAGGCGACGACGACGACAGCAUCACUGAACGGUCCUCCCUGUGCGACCCGUACGCAGACAGUGAUGAACCGCCCCCUCCGUACGAGGAGGCGCUUCAGGCGCCCAACCCGGACAACAGACCAACAACCGCCGGAUAGACAGAGUUGACAUGGAUCUGAAGACAAAAAAUCCAAGAUCUUAUACCUCCUUGAAAUAGUUAGAUCCUUGUGCAUCUCUUAAUGCUGUAGCCCUAUAAGAAAUGCUAGUGACUCUCCCCUUCCUUUCUUCCCUUAAUAAACCCAACUAUCUUCUCCCAUAAGGGGUCAUUCAUCGGGGACGGCUGACUAACUGCUCAUGGAUUAUACCACACUACUUCCAUAAAGGGGGUGUCGGCCUGUAAUGCUGCAAUACCUGAAAAUAUUACUGGGGGCUAAAAUACUCGAUAUACUUAUUUUGGUUACAUUGUGUUAGAUCCUUAUGUGCUAAUCUGUGCACAAUGGGUGUGCGGGAACACGACAUAAUUUUUGAAGAGAGUGUCAAUCAUGAUGUAAAUAUUCCAAUCUCCAUUUUGAUUUUAGAAUGGGGACGUAUCAUUAUUUAGAUUACAUCUAACUUCAAAGGAGGAAAGCUAAGUUUUCAAGGAAUCGAUAAGCAUCAUGAACAUAACAGCUUAGAAUGUCUAUAUAACCAUAAAGAGGUGGCCAGAAGGUGACUUUGUAAACCGUAGCAGACAUUAAACUUUUCCUAUACAAAGAGUAGAUAGAGUGUUACGAAUAAAAAUAGGCUAAUGUAUUGGAAAAGUUUAUUUGAAUGGAGGGGAUGAAGAAAAUUCCGGUGCCCUCCUCGACUUAAAAUGGGACAGUCCAGUUGAUGAUAUUUACAUCGAUGUGAAUAUUUACUUAUUUACCUACGUGUACAGAAGAGCACAGACAAAACCUUCACCAAUGUGCAAGUAAUAGGGCCCUUUUAGUUGGUUUAUAUAUAGCAAACGUAUGUUUAGAUAUAGCAACGUGUUAGAUGCUUGGAUACUCAGGGCGUCUAAAAGAGUGCCUUGUAUUUGGUUUCUUCUGAAUUUUUAAACUUUUUUAUCAGAUACAAUAGCCCUAUGUCAAAAAGAUUCAAGAAUAUUCCUCAAACAGUGCUUAGAAUAGGAAAUUCUGCGAUGAAUUGAAGAGGUCUGUCCGUGGUACCGUUCGUCGUGGUCAUGGGGUAGGUUUUGAUAUGCCCGUUAGUACCAAGGACAGCACCCGGAAAGGCUUUCACGCGAAGCCACGCCUGGGGCUUAUACAAUAUACCUUGGGGAGGCUCCGCUACACCGGGCUGAGGUUUUCACUCUGGGGCGUGGUCUCUAGCAGCUGGCAGCCAAUCAAAGAACUGCCCGAUUCUCAGAUUGGCUGACAUUUGACAAAUCAUUUGCAGUAUGUAGUAGCAUAUGUAGCAAACAAGGAACCCAAAGUCUUCGAAUUUGACCAUCACUUAGAACUAAACUGAUGUUGUAGAAAAUGAUUAAGAUACUGGUGUCUUGUUGGUGCCUUUGUUGUUGAUAUCUACAGUAUUAUACAUUUCUUGAUUAUGGGAAUACAGCACAUUCGAUAUACUCUUUGUAUUAUGUUAAAU